Dichomitus squalens LYAD-421 SS1 is the source of this 1832-nucleotide messenger RNA. RefSeq lists its product as uncharacterized. Lineage: Eukaryota; Fungi; Basidiomycota; Agaricomycetes; Polyporales; Polyporaceae. The coding region runs from base 1567 to 1731 and encodes 54 amino acids. The record is from RefSeq and is a predicted model, not a curated record. The transcript is spliced from 3 exons.
AGGUACAUGUUAUCGUAAUAUGACGGGCGCAAGGUGGAGAAGCAGGUAUGGUCUUCUCAGUGACGGCCAUCGCCCGUAAGUCACUUUCCGUAACUCGAAUGCGAGGCGAUCAUGAGGAUGGGCCGCAGGCCUUCGCGCCUUCUCACGGAAAAGGAAGGCGGUGACAUGGUCCGAUCGUCGUCCAGCGCCGUCCUUACCUUACGGGGUCCGCUGGUAUCGUCUACGAAACAUCGCAGGGAGCGAGUGCUCUCCAAUCAAGCGAUCAGCAGAGCUAUCCGAGACCAAGGGUAGUGGUGUAUGUCAUAGGGGAGGAAAUAGGUAUAUGCUUUCCGGCUGGACGGCACAUUGUGCUUGGUGGUAGGACGGUCUAACAUUGUGUCCGCGAAGAUCAUGAACAGGCCUGGUGUACCAUUCGCAGCUUGUCAGAAAGCCUCUCGCGAAGGUGGAACAAUAGAACCUUGGGCGAUCCACAUUGCGCGGGCGUCGACGGCCAGGCUACACGACCCCAGGUAUUUUUGUAGUGCAACGCAUUCGACGUGCCUUCAGGGAGUCCGCUGACGGACUUCGAUACGUCUCCCCUUACCUGCGAAGGAGUGAUCGCGCAGAUAGGAAGCCCAUCCCCGCGGAUAUGGCCAAUCGCUCCCUGGAUGCGCGGAUUUCUGCCAUUGGCAUACGUGCCCCAUGGUCUGGAGAGAAAGAACCGGUGCCAAUUGGAACCGACGCCGGCUUCAAGUGAACCGUUGACUGGCCGCAGCUUAAGCAUAAUACGGCUUGAUGACCACACGGAAGUGACGGAUCCCUCGGCCGCUCCACUCGACACAGUAUUUGUAAUGCAAAGUGUGCGUUCUCGUCAUGCGGCGUGCUGAUGAACGAACUGGCGGCCUUGUGGGACAGGAUGACGUUGUUGUUCGGCUACAACAACGUAAAAUGUUCCCUCCAGCCGGUCGACCAGACCAGCGGACCGACACGUUCACAUGGAGCUGCUGUUGGUAGAGACACGGGCAGUACGAGUGCCAAAGUAGGACUGGCGACGGCAUCUGGCGCGACAACGAUAUCUCCGGGAUCGGGAGGUACGAUGAGUUGAAGAUUUGAGGGCAAUGGCGACCGCCUGGCCACAGGUGUGGUUACGAAGGCAGUCGGAUGUUGUGCUGACCUUGGCUCCCAGGACUCGAUCUUUCUGUCACCAAGACGGCCUUUUAACGGGGAUGAGGUGAAGAGCCAAUGCCAGGAUUCGGGUGUACACCUGAGCAUUCUGAGUCCCCUAUCCGUUUGUCCUCAUGUACAGCGCCGUCGGCUCGUAUCCUCGAGUCCCUGCGAAGGCCAGCCACGCGGCGAUAAGAAUCGCCGCACUAACGGAUUCCGGGAUGCCAUACGCCGAAGCCGUAUGUGCGAGACGAGUCCACCACAAGACGCUACACGUCCUCAUGCCAGCCUAGCCCAUGAGAGAGGGUCUUUGAGGACGUCAAUGGAAAGUCGGUAUAAUGUUGUUGCUCAGCGUAGAACUGACGCUUCCAAUGGGUGCGUGGCAAAACCAUGAGUUGGCGUUCGAACAUCGAACGCUCACGUAUGUCCAGAUCCAGCGCCGAAGCCUACCUCGAGGCAGAGGGCUUCCUUCCUUGGUCCGCUGUGGCUCACAUGUCGUCUGCCCGGGGGUGGGCCCACCUAGACCACAUUCCGGACGGUUCUGCGUACGAGAUAAAGAAACCCGUAGUCCUGGACGUCGUGGUAUGAGCCUCUCUGAAGGGUCUGGUACGCUCCAACCUCCCAGAUGAGUCGAGGGAAAAGCCGGGCGAAUGAACUGCCGUCUGCAGCCGAAGGAAUUGGAAACCGUG